Molecule: messenger RNA, 6464 nt
Organism: Cephus cinctus (wheat stem sawfly)
Lineage: Eukaryota; Metazoa; Arthropoda; Insecta; Hymenoptera; Cephidae
Gene: Naus
Exons: 8
Coding region: 304-2100 (598 amino acids)
Source: RefSeq, a predicted model, not a curated record
AGGAAUAAUCGUGAAGCUUUCGUGAGGAAGUUCUCGGCUGUGUUGAGCGCUUUGUGCCCGAUUUGUCAUAGCCGAGUAUCCGAGAUUGAUUCGCGCGGUACGACAGAGAGACGAAGGUGUACAAAUCUGAGAGAUUAUUUGCGAUGUUGUGUAUCGAGUUUGAGGCUGGGGCUUCCGUAGGCGGCCCUAUGUAUCGGGUCGAAAUUAUCCCGAUCGAAGGGUGAAGUUGAAGUGGUCUAGUGUCCGCAGACGGAAGCAUCUUUGACGGAAGAAACGAGCUACAGGCCGUCUAUCGAAAGCAAGAUGGCAUCGCAAAGUCAAAAUGCUGUCAACUCGGCAAGUCCGGCAGCUAUCGGGGCUCCAGUUCCGGCUCUCUCGACGGUCUCGACUACGACCACGACCAAGUCUCAAACUGUCCCGAAUGCUGUUUCUGCUCAAGCACAGCAACAACCACAACAGCAGCAGCAGCAGCAGCCGCAGCCGCCGCCACCGCCGCCGCAACAGCAGUCAAACAAUUUUGAACCCCAUGAUAAAAGUUCCUCCAAUACGCUCAAGCGAAAUCCAAAGAUGGAGUUGAGCAAAACUGACCUGCUAAAGCUGCUGGGAUAUUUAGAAGGGGAACUUCAAGCACGGGACAUCGUUAUAGCUGCUUUAAAAUCCGAAAAAAUGAAGCAUCUACUGAGCUCUCGGUAUCGCAGCGGAACGUCUGAUCCUCACGCUGCUCUUGCACGUGAUGUCGCUGUCGUAGGAGGUGUGAUUAGGCCUGAGGAGAAUCAGAUUGAGCAGCAGGUGGCAAGCUUAGAAGCUUUGGUCACCCAGCAAAGACGUACACAAUGUCGUAUGGCAAAGCUUCUCAAAGAUGCUGAAAUCAGACACGGAGCGGUUAUCAAAGAAUUGGAGGAAGAGAAACGGAAACAUGAACAUGACACAGCUCAGGGCGACGAUAUCACGUACGGACUUGAGAAAGAAAGAACACGACUAAAAAAAGAACUUGAAUUGGAGAAGCAGGAGAAAAAACGUCUCGAGCUGGAAUUAAAGAAGACUAUGAAUACGUUGGAAGAGGAGAAGAAUCGACAGAAACAAAUAGUGCUUAUAUUACUAGCAGAACGAAAAAAGAUAAUAAUGAAGUAUAUAGAAGAGCGAAAGAGAUCCGAGGAUCUGGCGCAAAUUUUAAGCGAAGAAAAAGUACGGAUAGAUUCAAUGGCAGAAGGACUCGAGGAGGAGAGUAAAAAGUCCCUUCAGAUGGAAGCGGAAUUAGAGAAGCACCUGGCCCAAUUCGAUAUGGAAAGACAGCAGUACAGACAAGCCCUAGCUAAGGAGGAGAAGAGGGCGAAGGAACUGGAAGCGGAUUUAGAGAAAUUGAAGGCCGAAAUGGAAUCAUGGAAGGAUACCCAAGCCCGAGGACCUCCUCGAGGAGUCGGAGUAACUCCACCACCACCACCAGCGAAACCUGCUAAUCUUGCUGGUAUGCCUACAAUUAGGCCUGCCAGUGCUCCUCAAACAAUUAAAGGCGCAGUGCUUGGCACGGGAACACCUAUGGUUAGUAGCAAGGUAGUACAACCAACAGCCACGGUAUCCAGCGUACCAGUUAGUGGACCAACAACUGGAAUCGCUAGAUCUGUUACACCCGGACAGGCACUUCGUGGAGUAACGUAUACAGCUGCACUACCCUCGACUGUAGGCGAACCUGCAGCUCCAACAGAGGCACAGGCUGUAGACAAGCGGCCAGCAGUUCCUGCAUCCACGAAUCCUGGAGUUCCGACAAAGCUCGUGCCGGCUGCACAGAGUGCAGGAAAGCUCGGCUUUCACGUGGCUACUGCGACCGGUGUUCAGGCUCCCGGGAUACUGCCAACGAAAAAACUGCCAAUGUCCCGCGGAAUACCUCCUCCGGUGCCACCUAACAAGCCGGUGGUCCCACCGAAGAAGGAGGCGGCUUACCUGAGAAGAACGGAACCACCACAGUCGUCCCAGGAUCCUACUAAAUUUGUGAAACAACAACCUGCACCAGCGCAUCCGGCGAGUACUAGUGGUACAUUACAAGCGCAACAGGCAAUACCAGCCACGAGUCAUGCUCCUGAGGAAGAGACAAAGCCACGCUGAUGUGACACGGACAAACAAUUACGUCUGAACGCGAAUCUAUCCAAGCAACUAUGAUAUUCGCAAAUCUCUUGGAAUGUACGGGAAACAUGAGGAAAUCUCUAGCAGCACUUUCAAUGAGCGAAUGAUCUGCCUCAGGACUCAGCACACUCCUCAUUAUUUACUUAAUAUAACUACGUCGAUUUAUAAAUAUAUAUAUGUAUAUUGAUAGAAUCUGCUAGACAAUGUAGCUGGGUCGUGCCGAAAGUCGUAAUUUCAUGUGAAUAGCGAUUGCGAAUUGUAAGCACGGUCCAAAGUAGAUACACGAGGUAGAUAGAUAGGCCCAGUAGGUUCCUAGUUCACUCUCUACGGUCGGGCUAGACUGUGUUACAUAAAUUAAUGAUAGUAUCAAGAAUGACGUCGUAAAGAACGAAUAAUAUAAUUAUGGCAAUUGAUAUAAAUAAGUGAUAUAAAUAGUAAAUGUUAAGCUGUGAGAGAGAUUAGGUACGUAGGUCCUUAGUUAUGAACUAAGGAAUUUCUUUAAUUUGCAAGCGAUGCGAAUCUAAGCACGCGCAUGAUCACUGCCUCGACACACAAUUGCAUAAUGAAGAGUAUAGGCAUAUAUUAGUGCAGUGAAAAGAGUGGCUCGUAUAGAUGCACUUUGGAAUUUAUGUGAAAUUUUUGUCGCAAUCGCUGUUCAUCGAUCCUCGCAAGCUUCGAAUAUAAGAUGAAACGACAAAUUCAUUAAUCUUCUAAAAGCGUCGGCAGCUGCGUUUUGAAAUUUAUAAUUGCCGUGCAAAUUUUUUAUCCUCCUUUGACAAUACAUUUACACGUAUAAAGCAAUACUAAUUAUAAAUAAUUGAAUGUAGUUUCACAACGCGAAAUCUCUUUCAGGCCACGCACUAAUUUAAACAAAAUUUUCAUGACUGUACGAUAUGGAACGCGUAGUUCUCUAUGUUUCACAUAAACUCUGAACAAAAAUCUAUGAUGCAUCUGUAUACAGAAAAGUUUAAGUAUACAGAACAAAGAAAAGAAUAACGCACCGAAAAUAAUAUUAUAAAUAUUAUUCCAGGAGAAACACAGGGUGGUAUUGAUCUGACGAUCUUGCCAGACAAUACCGCUUUCUCAAUAGUUGCGACUCAAUUGUGCUCUGUCGACGUGACGUUUUCAUGAAGAUACAAUUAAACACGCAAUCUGACGCUACUGUGCUUCAAUCAAAUUGCUGGAGGCGUGAAAAACUGUAUAUACACGUGCAACAUACAUUAAGUAACCCAUGUCUGUACAUGCUUGAUAAAAACAAAAGUUAUAAUAAUACCACUGAACAAAGAACGGUACGAGAAAUUUGUACACUUGAAGUCGAGUAUAUCUAUUAACAUUUAUAACUGUAGCACGUACGAACAAUGUUGUACAUGAAUGUAUAGUAACUAUACUGUUAUACAAAGAACUAUGUAAUGUAGCUUAUCAUCGCGUGAUCUUUGGGCUAUACGUAGUACUCACAGCACUGUACAGUCUUCCAGAGUUCUUACUGUAAUUUGUAACGAUUCAGUUUUGACAUUUCAUUGGCUUACUCGUAAGGGCUACAAUGAUCCGUAACGAUUAAUGUUAUUUGCCAAAUGUGUCAAACACCUAAACGAAUUCAAGAGCCAUAGCAAUACUCGCCUAUCUGGACCUGGCUCUUCAUUUGAUCGUGAAGUUAAGAUGAGCAUUCGUCGAAGUACAUAUUUUCUCGGUAUUUAAUGGCAAGUGUGUUCUCGGGUUAUUGCCACGCACACAAAUUUUAGUUCGCUGUAUUAAAGCAAUUGAGCCUUAGCGAUUGGACGAUGCGAAUACAGUUGAUUUACAGUGGCGACAUAUAAUGUAAUCUGUAUUAUGUGUAUUUAAUACAGAUUUUGUACAUUGCGUGAAAGAAAAUAAGGAUAUUAUCCUUUGUAGCUUGUUAACUUCGUCAGGAUGUGUAUACAGGUGAAACAGUAUUUAUUGUACUUUGAGAAAUAAUUUUAAUGACAUCACAUAGUGAUAUGGAAACCGAUGACUGUUAAGACUGGAUUAAUUAAUGCUCAUCGAAUAAGUUGGAGAGAAAUGUUUUGACUGACAAUGAGAAUAGGUCGGUUAGCCAUUAUUUUCAACUCAUUAACUGAUUGUCAACGUACGUACAGCGUGUAAUUCAUAAAAGGAUUACAGUUUGAUUGAAUUCAACAUUGUUCAGAGCGUAAUAUGUAUACCAACGAUUGAUGAUUCUUUAUGUAUAUAUCACAUGCGCGUGUGUUGCAAAAAAUGCUGUAUUUUAUCAGGAUUAUUGUUCAGUACAUGAUUUAAUCUCUGAGCUGUUUGGCUUCUGUUUCAUUUAAUCAUACGAAUCGUUUACUUUAUAAAUAUUGCUUUGGUAUUCUAAUGAACAGACAGUAAUGAUUCUAAUGACGAGAGUUAAACAGUUCUAUGGAUUAUUUUCCGUGCGGUAUAUUAAUGCGCGCCGAAUGGGCCAGAUAUAAGAUGACACUAUUAAAUUUAAGAUCACAAGACUUCGUUCUCUCAAGGAUACUCAAGAGUGAUUGAUUUUUAUAUGCGAAACAGACUAGUCUUACAGUCGGUAACGCAGAUCAAUGAUCAGCUAACUCUUUUACUUUCGAUCAUGCUACUGUCACAUGAGUAUUCUACAUCCGUUUAGAGUUUAUCAAUUAUUAUUAUAUACAAUACUUUCAGGAAAUAUUAAUUUGAUCGUGAGACGUAUGACGAUAGUUCUGUAGUAUGAAAUAGCAGAGAUCUCUAAUAAGAAAAAAAAAUGAAUCAAAUGAUCUACGUAAGAUUGCGAUCGGUUUCGAGAUCCCCUUAAGAAUGUAUAUAAUAACGAUUAUUAUUUUUUAAUAGUUAAAAAGUAAUGUGUAAUCGAAUUGUGAUUUUUGUGUUCGUACUAUUGAUAUCGUAGCGCAUUUGAAAUCGAUAACAACUUCAUGUAAACCGAUCGAACUUCGUGGUCCAGAGAUUGCUAGUUUAUUAGUCGAAAACCUCCGUAGAGAUAUCUUCAAUGCGUUAUAGAAUGUUUCGUGGUAAUUAAUUAUCCCAAAAAUACCACGAAACAGGAAUUAGUUAAGAAGAGUCUAAACCGGUCCUUUAAUUACCAUCGAUGUGAACCGUGUAAAUACGUAUAGGUUAGUUCACCGUGCGUUCGGCAAAACAAUACCAGACCGUUUAUUAAUUGCAGCUUCCAUUUUACGAAAAAAAACUAUUCUUUUUUCAAAUUCUCUAUACAUGCGUUCCAGGGAAAUGUAUAUUAUCGAUGCAUCGUUCUGCACGAUGCUGACAAUAUAGAUUGUACUUAAUUUAUAUAAAAUGUCUAAGAUCUCCAUUGGUAACUCUUACAGCGGUUGCUUUGGUGUUCAAUCAGUAAAGCAUACGUUUAUUUAUUCGCAAUUAAUGUCAUAUUAAUUUUACAAUAAAUCUCAUACAGCAUCGUGGCGGCUAAAGUCGUAUUCGUUCAAUUAAAUUUGAAUUAACGUUACAAUAUUAUUCGUAAUUAUAUAUAAGCAGUCAUGCGAGUAGAAGCGUACAUCGUGAAGAUAUAAUAGAAUGGUGUUCCAAUAAGAAGCUGGAUACGUUAACAGUGUAAAUCCAUAGAAAUAUUAUAACAAUCCAUAAAAAGAUCUCGGAUUCUUUAUGGAUCGCUCGUACGUUAUGUAAUUCCCCCGAUCCUCACGAUAACGAUUCAUUAUUUUUGGACUCUUUGUAAGCGCAAACUUUUCUCAUACAAUUUUCUUACGACUUGGGAUACGACGAUUUUUUUCUCAUAAUAUUAAAAUACUCGGUAUAAAUUUUGCUACUGUAAUACAGCGCUGUAUUUCACGUGUGUAUAUAUAUAUAGUUUUGGAUGCAACGCGUACUUAUCGACGAUUCCGGAUUUCCUGUUUCGUAUUCAGAUAAUUUUAAAUGAGAAAAGAAAAUGUCGAUAUUUUUCUACGCGACAAAUUGAUGAUGCGUUGUAAUAGCGAGCUGAGAUUAAUCGAAUUAAUCAAUCGUAGAUUUUGCGGGAUAGCGUGCGUGUCUGAUAUUACGGAAUGGUCAUUUACGGAGAAUCCAAAAAUCUCACGUUUACAACUUCGAUCGGUCAUGAAUUACAUUGAGUAAUUGAGCAGUCUGAUAAAGUGUUUUUUUUUUAAUACCUUUGAGCGACAGUAGCCCAACGUAAAGAUAAAUCAUUCUCAAUAAAAAAGAGCGAACGACUGAUUAAUAUUGAAUGGUUUGAGUAUCGACUAUAUGUCAUCCCAAUGGAUAUUAUGCUUUUACCAUAAUUUUCUUUUGUACGAUCGUAUACUUGAACUGCCCAAAUUUCAUUAAGAAUGUAACGACUGUUACCUUCAGUACUGUAAAUGAAUAUACACGGAUUUAAUUGCAAA